AUGGAGCUAGAAGAGGCCAUGAGGAGAUACACCAGCCCAGUGAACCCGGCUGUCUUCCCCCAUGUGACUGUGGCGCUGUUGGCCAUUGGCAUGAUCUUCACCUCCUGGUUCUUCAUUUACGAGGUUACCUCCACCAAGUACACUCCUGAUGUCUAUAAAGAGCUCCUCAUCUCCUUAGUGGCCUCGCUUUUUCUGGGCUUUGGAGUCUUCUUGCUGUUCUGGGUUGGCAUCUACUUAUGA
Molecule: messenger RNA, 240 nt
Organism: Neomonachus schauinslandi (Hawaiian monk seal)
Lineage: Eukaryota; Metazoa; Chordata; Mammalia; Carnivora; Phocidae
Product: transmembrane protein 258-like
Exons: 1
Coding region: 1-240 (79 amino acids)
Biological process (GO): protein N-linked glycosylation
Cellular component (GO): membrane-bounded organelle
Source: RefSeq, a predicted model, not a curated record